Scleropages formosus (Asian bonytongue) is the source of this 3889-nucleotide messenger RNA. RefSeq names its product helicase, POLQ like (gene helq). The record is from RefSeq and is a predicted model, not a curated record. The transcript is spliced from 18 exons. The coding region runs from base 664 to 3729 and encodes 1021 amino acids. Gene Ontology annotation, molecular function: ATP binding; nucleic acid binding. Lineage: Eukaryota; Metazoa; Chordata; Actinopteri; Osteoglossiformes; Osteoglossidae.
UCUUAAAAACGACUAAUCAAUAAAGCGUUUACAGAAAGGAAAUACAAUACAUCAACGUAAAAAUUUAAAGAUUUUGCAUUACUAUGGGCAACUAUGCGCAAACGAAGCGUUAACACGCGUUGCCGGAGGAAUGUUUUUGUGUAACAAGCGCUCCUCGUCAUCAAGCGGAUGAUGGUUGUGUCUUUUGAAACGUCGUACUGCGAGUGUUAAAACUGGUGUACCUUUUUUAAAAAAAAAAAAGUAUUGAUUAUUCUUUUUAGUUUUAUUUAAAGACGAUUAUAAGCAGUGUUGAAAGAUUCCCACUCACAGUACUGCGCGUUGUAAACGCACUGACUGUAACGCGGCCAAGCAAGCGGCCAGCAGCGCCUGGUUGAAACACCGACCCUAAGUUAACUAAACACUCGCAACUUUGUAACCGAACUCGAGUCACAUGACCGUGCAACCGUGUUUAUAAUAGCUAGCCGGAGACAGUUCUGCGUAAUUAAUAAAAAUAAACCGGGCUGUCCGGUCUUAUUUCUUUAAUAAUUAAAUUAAUUUGAGCUAGCGAAAGAGAAGAAAAGAAGAUGAAGAUUGUAGCACUGCCGCUGCUGCCGGCCAGUCUACAGAAGAUUAGAUGCUGAAGAAGAGAAAUGAGCGCGUUCUGCGGUUAUUCGUGGGGGCAAAAUGAGCACCGAUCCCUGCGAGAUCAAAUUAAAACGCGUGCCUUCACGAAAGAGGUCCAGGGACGGUGUGAGGAGUCACCUCACGCCAAAGAAGAACGUGUCCUCCUCCGAGACGCCGGCCGGAGAAGAAGAGGCCGAAGGGGACUGCAGUGACCAUGAGGACCUCUUCGGGGAUUAUGACAGCAUCCUCGGCGAUUGUUCUUUCAUGGCCAGGCUUGAGGAUGUUGAGCAGGAUGCAAAGCGGCAGAGUACAGAAAAGGCGCUCGAGGGAAGUUCGGCCGUUGAUCAGGGAUGGGGAGGCGGCCUUCGUAGCUCUUCACCUGCCUUCGGAGCUCUAAAGACAGCUGGAGACCACAGCAGGACAACAUGUGGCGAGGGCCAUGCAGAGUCUGACACCAUGUCUGGAUUAAACAAUAAGCUCCAUGAAGACAUCCCAAGUUCCCAGUCUGUAUUUCAGCAGGAGGUUUUUACUGGAACAGAAAGGGGUGACACCUCUACUCCUGUCGAGAAAGCCACUGGGGAACAUCACAUCCCUGAUGGCAGCGCGGAGAGGCAGGGCCCCAAACCCCAUGCCAGGUGGAGCAUGACAGAUCGUAUGAAGAGAGCGAUGCUGGAGAAUGCCUCGGCACCCUCUCCCAGCAUCUCAAAGCUAGCUGCUUGGAAGGAGGCGGUGAUGACAGAGGAGAUGGAUGCGGCUGCUAACACCGUUCAAACCGUGUCGUCAGAGAUUGAUCUGGGCCCCUUCUACGGUCUCCCCACCAAAGUGAAAGAUCUGAUCGCCAAUCUGCGUGGAAUUAAGGAACUUUAUGACUGGCAGAAGACAUGUUUGACCCUUGACUCUGUGCAGCAGCGUAGGAAUCUUAUCUACUCACUGCCUACAAGUGGGGGGAAAACCCUGGUGGCUGAGAUCCUCAUUCUCAAGGAGCUGUUGUGCAGGAAGAGGGAUGCCUUGCUUGUCCUACCCUACAUAUCUCUGGUGCAGGAGAAGGUGCGAGGGCUCGCCGGCCUCGGACUGGAGCUGGGCUUCCUCGUGGAGGAAUACGCAGGGAGCAAAGGUCGCUACCCACCCGUCAAACGGAGGAAUAAGAAGUCCUUGUACGUAGCCACCAUCGAGAAGGCCCACAGCUUGGUUAACUCUCUAGUGGAGUUAGGUCGCCUGGAGAGCGUCGGGCUGCUGGUGGUCGAUGAGCUCCACAUGUUGGGGGAGGGGAGUCGAGGUGCCUUGCUGGAGAUGACCUUAGCCAAGGUGCUCUAUAUCAGUAAAUCAACACAAAUUAUUGGCAUGAGUGCGACUCUUAGCAACGUGGAGGAUCUGCAGAGGUUCCUCAAGGCUGACAACUAUACCAGUGACUUCAGGCCUGUCCAACUGGUAGAAUAUGUGAAGUUGAAGGACACCAUCUAUGAAGUCCAUCCACAGGAAGACGACUGCUUCCAGUUUUCUCGUGUGCUAAAUUUUAAGUACUCCAGCAGUAUGCAGAAGGUAGACCCUGACCACAUCAUCGCCCUUGUGACAGAGGUCAUCCCAGCCCAUUCCUGCCUGCUCUUCUGUCCAAGUAAAAAGAACUGCGAGAAUGUGGCCUCCAUGAUUUGCAAGUACCUGAAAAAAGAUUUUCUGCUGCAUCGGGAGGCUGAGAAAGCAGUGCUGCUGCAGGAGCUGCGAAGCAGUGGAGGUGGGGCCCUCUGCCCAGUGCUGCAGGCCACUGUACCUUUUGGCUUGGCCUACCAUCACAGUGGCUUGACCAACGAAGAGCGCAAGCUAGUGGAAGAGGCCUAUACAGCUGGUGUGCUGUGCCUUCUCACCUGCACCUCCACAUUGGCUGCCGGGAUCAACCUACCAGCGCGCAGGGUGAUCCUCCGUUCACCGUAUGUGGCCAUGGACUUUCUGAAAAGAAGCCAGUACAAGCAGAUGAUUGGCCGUGCCGGCAGGGCUGGCAUAGAUGCCAGGGGGGAAAGCAUUCUCAUUCUGCAGGAGAAGGACAAGCUCUUGGUUAAGCAGCUGGUGUCCUCCCCAAUGGAGAGCUGUUACAGCCAGCUGAUGCAUGACAACGGGAAGGGCGUACACAGCCUCAUCCUGUCCCUUGUUGGGCUGAAGAUUGCAAGAACACUGGAGCAGAUCAGGGAAUUUGUAUUGGGCACUCUGCUCAAUGUGCAGGAGAGCCACACCUGCCCGGAGAGGAAGCUCUGGGACAUCACACAGGACUCCUUAGAGUUCUUAAGACAGAAAGGCCUCCUCAAAGUUUCCAAGGACUGUGAGAACAACCUGGUGCUGGAGGUGACCAGCCUGGGCAGAGCCACUUAUAAAGGCUCCAUAGAUAUGACCUACUGUGACAUCCUGUACAGAGACUUGUCAAAGGGGCUGGACAGCCUCAUGCUGAACAGUCUUCUGCACUUAGUCUACCUGGUCACCCCCUAUGAUAUGGUCUCCCAGUGCAAGCCUGACUGGAUGAUCUUCUUUCGACAGUUCUCAUCCAUGACUGCUGCUGAGCAGAAGAUGGCCUCGGGCGUGGGUGUGCCGGAGAGCUUUGUGGCAAGGAAGGCAGCUGGUCAGAGCGUGAAGAAGCCAGCGGACCCUACGGUGGCGGCCCGACUUUAUCUGGCACUGGUUCUCUUCUUGCUGGUAAAGGAGAACAGCCUGUGGAGUGUGGCCAACCGCUUUCAGUUGAGCCGGGGCUUCGUCCAGAGCCUUCUGAGCUCCGCUUCUGCUUUCUGCUCCUGUGUUCUGCACUUCACAGAGGAGUUGGAGGAAUUCUGGGCAUACAAAGCCCUGCUGACUGAGCUGACACGGCGGCUCACGUACUGUGUCAGGGCAGAGCUCAUCCCCCUAAUGGAGGUGGCGGGAGUCUUGGAGGUUCGUGCCAAGCAGCUCUACAAUGCUGGGUAUAAAACCCUGUCUCAUCUUGCAAAUGCGGACCCUUCACUGCUUGUUCAGACUAUACAAAACCUCUCCAGAAAACAAGCAAAUCAGAUUGUGGCCUCUGCCAAGAUGCUGCUGACGGAGAAGGCCGAGGCACUUCAGGAGGAGGUUAAUGACCUGCUGGCAUUGCCACCUGAUCUCCCCUCUUUUUAAAUGCUGCACUGUAGCUUGCUUGUUUAUAUCCAGAGAAUAAAGUGUUUUUUUUUUUUUUUUAAAUAUGUGGUGCACCUUAUAGUCCAACCAGCUAAUGUCAACAACCACUUGUCCCAAGUGGGGUUGCAGUAAGCCAGAGCCUACCUGGCAACACAGAACA